This is a messenger RNA of Leptopilina heterotoma, 5517 nucleotides long. RefSeq names its product poly(A) RNA polymerase gld-2 homolog A-like. Gene Ontology annotation, cellular component: cytosol. The record is from RefSeq and is a predicted model, not a curated record. Bases 747 to 2723 code for a protein of 658 amino acids. The transcript has 11 exons. Lineage: Eukaryota; Metazoa; Arthropoda; Insecta; Hymenoptera; Figitidae. Gene Ontology annotation, molecular function: poly(A) RNA polymerase activity.
AAUUUUUCCAAGUGACAUCUCUAUGUGAAAACAGGAAUACCGACGGUUUGACGCUGUGAAACGUCAUAAAUUCAAAAUUUCAAAUGAUCGAAUGAUUAAAGUGACAUUAGUGAACCCCGGUCAAUUGCGAUUGUGGGAAAAGUUGUCUGUGAUUGCGAGUGUGUGUUACCUCUUUUUUUUUUCUUUCGAUUUCAGCGAACGUCAUACUUUUUGAAUAAAAGUCCCAACAAAACGGUUUAUAAUAUUAGGGUUUUUAGCGAUCGGAAAAAACGAUUAUUAUAAUAGUGAGAAAAAUUCAUCGGAAAGUGAAAAAUAAUUUUAUUAACGCGCAUAUGUUAUCGAAUUAUUAUCAGUUGAGGAAAAGUAACCGAAAGGGAAAAAGAGAGGUAAAACUUGUCAUGGAAUCCACCAUCGCUCUAUAGAUAUUCGCAACAUGGCGAUCGUUUGAUUGUGUACAGAUGGCUGAAUCGACAGGAAAACAAAGAGAGAGAAAAGUAGCGUGGAGAAAGAGGGUGAGCAAAGUUUGAUUGAAGGAGACGAAAGUUUAUUUUUUUUAUUUUGAAAACUUUCUGCCUUUAUAGAGAAGUCAUAACGAGAGUGUGAGUGAAUUUCUCAGUAAUUGCUUGAAUAAAAGGCACCUCGUUUCAAUAAACAUAUAAAUAUAUAAUUAUACAGUGGGUCUUGUUUUUCAUUUAAAAAGUAAAAACUCCCACUUGAGGCUUUUUUAUACUUGUUUAUUAUUGACUAUGUAUCACGUCACAUUGUCACCUCACGCAAUGGUGCAGUUAAUGGGUGGCCAACAAGCUGGUGGACCAUGUUUGCCAAUUCAAAAUCACACAACAUAUUAUAAUGGUGCAAAUCAUUUGCAUCAAACAGAGUACACUCAGUAUGUUCCUGAUGCUUCUAAUCCUAGCAGGCAUCAUAUUGUUCAGACUUCUCCUCUACAAGUAGGAUCACAUCCAAUUGAAUUAAUUCAACGAAUGGGUGUAGACGUCCAACAGUUUCGUCGUGCAAAUUACAAUAUGCAUGGAAAUGGCACGGCAAAUAAUAGUUGGCCCAAGCGAAUAAACCAUUCAAAUAAUGUACCCACAAUGCCUCCUCCGCAUCUUAAUUUUCGACCAGCGAGCACAGGUUCGAUAAAAAGGACAAAUUGGAAUAAUAAAGGAAAACGAAAUCUACAUCGAGAUUCAUUUUCGCAAAAGGAACUCUAUAAUAGCGACAGUGGCUUUUCUUCACGUUCACCAACGCCGAAUAAACAUCAGAAUGAUAGCAGUUUAACUGAAAGUUCUGAUGAACGCGAUUCCAUUAAUUCUUUAGGAGAACAAGGAACUAAGCGUCUUCAAGAGGUACACACAAUUAGCCAUAUGCAUAAUUCAAAUAGUAUUAAUCGCGGAAGUUUAAUUUCAAACACUUCUGUCCAUCAAUAUUGCCAAAGCCAACGUCCUGUCAAUUAUUACAAUAAUUCUAUCCAAGUACCUAGAGCACCAGUACAAAAUUAUCAAAACAAAAGGAGAUAUUCUGGGAGGAACAGUCCUCCACAGCAAAGAACUCAAAGAAACAGAAAAUUUACGGGAAUGAUGACACAGACAUUUACCUUUGUUCCGCGAUAUGUAAUUGGUCCAGAUAGAUUUUUAGAGAAAGCACAUUACAUGGAAGUCACUCAAAGGCCGGAUAACUUAACUACAAAUUCAGUGUGGGACAAUCUUUCUGUGGAUGUCUGGGAAAAAUUCAUCUCCAAUCAGCAAACAAAUGCAACCUACAUCAACAAGAUGAUGCUCUGGAAAUAUUUGUACUUUUUUAUAAAAUCUGAAUUUCCAAAGUAUGGCUUGUUUUUGGUGGGUUCGACAAUGAAUGGUUUUGGUUCUGAAAGUAGUGACGUAGAUAUGUGUCUUUUAAUCAAACACACAGAAAUGGAUCAAAAGAACGAAGCUAUUUAUCAUUUAGAUCACAUAUUGAGAAGCUUGAACAGAUGCGAUUUCAUCAAGAAUUUGGAACUGAUUCAAGCAAAAGUCCCAAUUCUCAAAUUUCAUGACUCAUUACAGAAGCUAGAUGUCGAUUUGAACUGCAAUAACUCGGUUGGCAUUAGAAACACCCAUUUAAUGUACUGUUAUUCACGAAUCGACUGGAGAGUGCGACCUCUGGUUCUCGUUGUGAAGCUUUGGGCACAAUGCCAAAAUAUUAACAACGCUAAAAACAUGACCAUUUCAAGUUACUCGCUAGUACUUAUGGUCAUCCACUUUUUACAAUGUGGAUCAACUCCUGCUGUCUUGCCAUGUUUGCAUUCUAUUUAUCAAAACAAAUUCAGUCCAAACUCUGACCUACAUUCGAUUGACAUCCAUGAGGACUUACAUAUACCAGUUCACGAGCUGCCAUCUCCGAAUCAUCAAAGUGUUGGAGAGCUUCUGGUUCAAUUCUUCAAAUAUUACACCACGUUUGAUUUUAGCCAGUAUGCAAUUUCCGUGAGACUUGCGAAAAAAAUCCCAAUUGAAGAUUGUCGAAGGGUGCGUUCUUUUAAAAAUGAUCCCCAUCAGUGGAAAUAUCUCUGUAUUGAAGAACCCUUCGAUCUGACGAACACGGCAAGAUCCGUUUACGAUCCAGAAGUCUUCGAAAGGAUAAAGCAAAUCUUCCGGGUAAGUUAUCAACGACUAAAUGAAACUCUCCAACUGUCCAGCGUCUUUGUAAAGCUCGACAUUAAAGCCAAAACAUCACUCGUCACAACGUAAUAACGUGCUGUGAAUUAGGACAUUAGUUAGCAGAAUUGUAUAUUUAAAAAAGAGAAACGGAAGAAAAGAAAAGUUUUAAAAAAACGUCACUACUGUAAAAUGUGUGCGUUUUUUUAUAAACGUCUUACAAUUAAAAGUGAUUUAGGGUACGAGUAUUAGAAGACACAAAGACUUGGGCUUCGCAUAAUAAUGAAAAUUAGUGCCAAAAUCCAUGAUAUAUUGUUGAUCUAAAACGAAAAAAAAACUUGGACUAUCUUGUUUUCUUCUCUCCAUUAAUUCGAGAGAGGAAACAAACUCUUUUUCACAAGAAAUCACUAGUUAUGAGCGUAAGGGAAAAAAAAAAUCUUAAAAAACUAGUGAUUCUCUAGUUUCGAAAAAAUGCUGGCGUAUGAGAUAUGUUAACAUCUUUUUUAAAAAUCUUGUGCAAUAGAUUUUCUCCUGCGGCAACAUUAAUCUAGUACAAAUUGUGAGAGAAAAAUUAGAGGUGCUAUUAAUUUCCCAAUGACUGUUUUGAAUAUAAAAAUCUUAAAAUAUUUCAAAACAGGAGGAUGAGGAGAAAAAAUAGUAAUAUAUCUAGUACAUUAAAAAAUGAAAAAAAAAAUAUAUAUAGGACAAUGAAAAUUCAUUUAAAAAAAAUAUUAAAACCGGUUUUAAAGCAUAUAUAUAUAGGGAGAGAGAUCGUUUAAAAAUAAUAAAAAAAAAAUACAGAAUCACGACUUUAAUGAAACAAUAAUGAAUUUGAAAAAUUAAGGGUAUUAUUUUUUUCGCCUAACACUAGGAAUGAUAAAAGUGCUAACGAGUAAUUCUUCAACGAAAAAAGAAACGUAACAAGGUGCCUUCUUAUUAUUUAUUUCAAACUUCAUUUUCCGGAGAAAACGAAAAAAAAAAUAAAAUCUGGGGAAACACAAUUAUGACAAGACUAUUAACCAAAAAUGAAAUACAAAAAGUAUAAUCAGUGUUUAAACUGUUGGGAAUAAUAUUGAAAUAAAAAAAAAUAUCGGUUUAGUCGCUACUUUACAUAUCGUUUUGAUAUAUAAUUUUUUUGCCGUUAAUUUCUCAAGGAAUAUUAUUAUCUGUUUUAUGUAUAUUUAAAUGUACACAAAUUUUAAUAUCGUUAUUCAGUUUUUUUUUUUUUUUUUUGAGGAAAAUGCCUUUUCUGGCAUGGUUAAACGUAAUUUUUUUUUUCAAUUAACUUUUGCUGUUUUUUCUUCUGAAAAACGUCAUUUUUUGAGAUUAAUAAUUAGAUAAAAAAUAAAAAUAAAGUAUAAAAAAAAAUAUUGAAAAAAAGUUUAACCAAAAAAGAACAAAAAAAAUCCGUGUAAAAAAUGUCAACUGUAUUUGUUAUUUAAGUUUUGUAGUAUUAUUUUCUAAGUGUGACGGAUGUGUAAAAGCGAUGAUUAUUAUAAUUAUUAUUAUUAUGAAUGUUGAUGAGUGGGUUUAUUCUUACUUGGAUAUUCAAAGAAAAAAAAACAACAACUCGUAAAUUAUUGUCAACAAAAAUCGUCUAGAUACGAUUUGUAAACAUCUUAAAAAUUUGGCAGCCUUUUUUACUAUCCGGCGGCUACUUAUUGGAAUUUCUGAGAUUCAGGAAAAUCACUUUAUAUACAACAUCGAAAUAGAAAUAUUUCGACUGUUAAUAACGCUCGAAUGAUUUAAAAGUCAUUUCCAAGCGAAAAAACAAACCUACGAGCAGUUCAAUUUUCGUUAAAUUGUACCAAAAAAAAGUUUAUUAGUAAUUUAAUUUCUUAAUUAUAAUCCAUUAAUAUUAUAAAAUCUUAAAGAAAAAAAAUUUUCAAAAUCGGUAAAAAUUCAUAAAAAAUUUAUAAAAAAUAAAAAACUUUAAAAAUACAAUUAAUAACAUUUUUUCUAAUAAAAAUAAAUUGUUUCUUUUGUAAAAAAUUAAAAAUUAAAUUGUUCUGCUCGUAAUCUCAUUAAGAGAUUAAAAGAAACAGAAAAAAAAAAUAAAAAAAAAACAUUAGUCUGCACAUUCCUAAAUCUCAAGAAGUGUAACAACAUCUAGAGAGGCUCUUUAAAAAUUUUUUGAUUUUCUUCCAUAAAACAAAAAAAGUUCCUAUUGUAUAAUCAAAAUCAAAAAAGGACCUCUCUAAUAUAGUGCUUUUUUUGAUUGCAAUGUUUAGAAAUUUAUAUAUAUGUAGAUAGUAUACUCUAAAUGCGAGCGGAAAUUGUGUUUAUUUUUUUUAUCACACAAAAUUUCCGCUCACUAGUCCUUUUUUCGCUAUUUUUUUUUUUUUUUUUUUUUUUUUUUUUUGAUAAACUUUAACGUGAUAAUAAAGCAUUUAAUGUUUGUGGGAGAUGAAAUUUUGAAGGGGGAAAAUGUGGCUGUGCAGGCAGUAUGAAAAAUAUUUCUCCAUUAAUAACUUAAGAAAAGGAGAAGAAAAAAAAUAUUUAAAAAAAUUAAUUUAAAAAAAAAUUAAAAAAUCCUAAAAAAAAGUCCAAGGACCUGCGUGAUAAAAGAUAAUUCUUGUGUUUCGCACUUGGCAAAUUUAGUUGAUGAACUUAAAAAAAAUGAUAAGAACUUCUAUUCGCGAAAUUGAUGUAACCUGAAGUUUGCUCAAUUAACUUGUUUACGCGCGAUAUUUAUUUUGUCGUAUUUUCUUCGACGGAUUAAUUUUUGUAAAAAAAAAAUCUAAAAUUUCUUUUUUGAAAUACUCUUAAUGGCGUUGCACAAUUCGCGCAGAUCCCAAUGACCUGUGAUUUAAUUAAAGAGGUGAAUGUGCGAAAACGCAAUUUCAAAAAAUAAAAAACAUCCCAAAAAAAAUUUGUAAAAAAGAAA